AUGGAUUUGCUGACGCAUAUCAUUGAUAACACCUUUUUUAUUGGAGACUUUAAUGCUGUUAAAGGUGCACAUGAGAGAAAGAGUAAUCGUAUUCCUUGUGCUUCUUCUUGUAGAGAUUUCUGUGAUUUCAUUGCGGCUUCUAUUUUCAUUGAAUCGGAAGUUACGGGUCUCUUUUUCACUUGGUGUGGUCGCAGGCUGCUCCCUUCCCAUGUUGAGUCGGUUUUAGACCGUUGUUUGUUCUCUAAGGGUUUCUCCUCGUUAUGGGAUUCGCUGAACACUCACGUUUUGCCUCGGAUCUCAUCUGAUCACUCGCCUAUUGUCCUUCAAUGUCAUGAGAGUAGAGGUCCACGUCGCAGUAGUUUUAAAUUUUUUGAUAUGUGGUUGCUUCAUCCUGAGUUCAAGCAAGUGGUGCAGGACUCUUGGAAUGCUCCGACGGACACUUCUUGUCCGCUUUAUACGGUCAUGAUGAAGCUUAAGAGACUCAAGUUGACUCUUAAAGGCUGGAAUAAGCAAGUAUUUGGUAAUGUGGAUGAGGGCAUUCGGAGUUUACAGUCUUCGCUGGAAGAGAUUCAGCUUGAGAUUGCGCAAGAUGGUUACACUGAUUCCCUCUUUGAUGCAGAGGUUGCUGUUCAAGCUCGGUUGAGGUCCAUUUUGAAUCAGAAGAACUCUCUGAUGCAACAAAAAAGUCGGCUGAAGAUCGAUGGUGUUGAUGUUUUCGACCAAGAUGCUAUUGCUGCUCACAUUGUGAGAUAUUUCUCCAGCCUCUUUUCGGAAACUGUGGCUCCUAAUGUGACUGUACAGGACAUUCUUCCUAUCUUGAACAAAAAGAUUUUGCAGCACCAGAAUGAUUUAUUGACGAGCAUUCCUACGGAAGAGGAGAUCAAAGCGGUUGUCUUUGACCUUGCUGGUGAUAGCGCUGCGGGGCCAGAUGGUUUCUCCGGGAGUUUUUUUCAACAUUGUUGGACGACGAUUCAGAAAGAUGUUCUAAAGGCGGUGCGCACGUUUUUUAUUAAAAAUUAUCUUCCUGCGAGAUUGAAUUCCAAUACUCUGAUUCUUAUCCCCAAGAAGGAGGUGGUGGAUUCGGUGACGGAUUUGAGGCCGAUUAUUCUUUCGAAUUUCUUCUUCAAGAUCCUCUCUAAAAUCUUGGCGUCUAGGCUUUCUUCGGUGGCUACGGAUUUUGUUACUCCCAAUCAAUUUGGUUUCAUUAGUGGUCGUCUGAUUCAUGACUGUAUUUUGCUGGGUUCUGAAGGUGUGAAUUGCAUGAAGCGAUCGUGUCAAGGAAAUAACAUGGCCUGUAAAGUUGAUAUCAAAAAAGCCUUCGACACGAUAAGUUGGAAGUUCAUCUGGUGCGCUAUGAAUGCUAUGGGAUUUGACCCCAUCUUUUUGAAUUGGCUUUCGACUAUUUUCUCUUCUGCGCGUCUUUCGAUUCUCUAUAAUGGUCAGCUUUGUGGUUACUUUCCGUGUUCGCGUGGUGUGAGGCAAGGAGAUCCUCUCUCGCCUAUUAUCUUCGGAAUUGCGGAAGACGUUCUUAGUCUUUUGAUUCUGAAAGCUGUGGAGGCGGGAAAGAUUGAUUCGAUGCGUAUGAAUCGUCGUCACUUAUUCCCCACUCAUCUGCUUUAUGCAGAUGAUAUUCUCAUCUUUUGUAAGGCUUCGAUGAAGAAUGCGCGUGCGAUCAGAGAUAUCUUUCAAUUUUAUGGAUCGCUUUCUGGUCAGAUUUGCAGCCGUGAGAAGUCGCAACUUUAUUUUGGUAUGGGAGUUUCCCUCAGUUAUCAGAGGCAGAUUUCUCGUGCUCUUGGUUUUUCUACGGGAGCGAUGCCUAUGGUUUAUCUUGGUGUUCCUUUGUUUAUUGGUAAACCUAGAAGGGUUCAUCUUGCGGCCAUUAAAGAUCGCAUUAUUAAUAAAUUCUCUCGCUGGAAUGGUCUUCACCUUUCGAUGGCCGGUCGGAUCUGCCUUGUGAAGUCUGUCAUCCAGAGUUCUCUCGUUCAUACUAUGAUGAUCUACAUCUGGCCUAAGUCUCUUAUUAAAGAGUUGGAUUCUGCUUGCAGGAAUUUCAUCUGGUCAGGUGACAUUAGAAAGAGACCUCCGCAUGCAGUUAGCUGGGAGAAAGUGUGUGCGCUCAAAGAGGAAGGCGGGUUGGGAAUACGUUCCUUCGCCAUGAUGAACGAGGCUUUUCUCAUGAAGUUGGCUUGGAAAAUUAUUAAGGGAAAAGGCUUUGGCUUCGAUUUAAUGAAAAAUAGAUAUUUGGAUACCUUUGGCAGGCCGCGUGCUUCGGCGCUUGCCUCUUCGAUCUGGGGUGGGGUUAAGUCUUUGGUCCCGGAUCUGAUUGAUGAGUCCUAUUGUUUGCUGGGGGCAGGUGAUUCCGUCUACUUUUGGAACGAUGAUUGGAUGGGGUACAAGAUUGCGGAUAAACUGAACAUUCCAAGCUUCAUUAAGUCAAGGCUCUCACAAACUGUGGCGGAUUAUUUCUAUGAUGGUAUGUGGCAUUUUGCUUCAGAAUUUGUGGAGGAGUUUCCUGGUAUUGUCUGUGAUAUUCUCCUCCUUCCGGUUGGUAAUGAGGAAGAUACGAUCGAGGUUAUGGAAGCCUUCGGUUCAUGGUGA
Salvia miltiorrhiza (redroot sage) is the source of this 2598-nucleotide messenger RNA. RefSeq lists its product as uncharacterized. Bases 1 to 2598 code for a protein of 865 amino acids. The transcript is spliced from 2 exons. The record is from RefSeq and is a predicted model, not a curated record. NCBI's taxonomy places the organism in Eukaryota, Viridiplantae, Streptophyta, Magnoliopsida, Lamiales, Lamiaceae.